Messenger RNA from Mangifera indica (mango), 10753 nucleotides. RefSeq lists its product as uncharacterized. Gene Ontology annotation, cellular component: plastid. The transcript has 2 exons. NCBI's taxonomy places the organism in Eukaryota, Viridiplantae, Streptophyta, Magnoliopsida, Sapindales, Anacardiaceae. The coding region runs from base 239 to 865 and encodes 208 amino acids. The record is from RefSeq and is a predicted model, not a curated record.
CCUGAUAAUUUCGGGGUACCAAAUGGAUUCAACCUUAAUUCCCAGCAGACCGGCGGUUUAAAAUUACGGUAAACAUCAGGGACUUCAAAAAAUUAACAAAGGAAUUAAAAUAAUAAUAAUAAUAAUAAAAGGCGCAGAGCUAAAAUCCAAAGCUCUGAUAAACCAUUAGUGCCGCCGUGGAAGAUUCUAUCCACUUUACGUAUCUAAAGCCAAAUUUUACUCCAAAAGUAGCAAAUAAAUGGCCACGACACCGCCGCAACAAAACUUAGAGGAGUACUCCGCCUCAUCAACCACCGUCAAAUUCGAUCAACCAAUCCCCUUACUCCGCGGGCCCAUACCCGUCGGCCCGCGUGAUGAUCCAUCUAAUGGCCCCUACCUGCUCGCAUUUAGGAGUCCUAAAUCAUGGGCCGCCGCAUACCGAUCAUGCGAAUCCAAAAUUUUCUCACAAUGCGAACAGGGCGCGAGGAUCGGGUGCGCCAUCAAUGCCUCCAACAAGUGUAAGCCUCCAUGGUGGCGGAUUCUGAUCGGCGGCGCGAAACCCGCGGAUUUGAAAGAGAGAGAGGAGUGUGAAGUGCGUGAAAUGGAGGCUUGUUUGGUUGUCGCUAAGGAGAAGUGCGUGGGGCUUGCUAAGGAGAAGUUGUUGAAACCGUUUGGGGAGGCAAGAAUCGCGGGAAGAGUGAACGCCAAGGAGGUUGAGAAGUUGGUUUGUUUGGCUUCGUUGCCGGAGAGGUGUACUUGGCGGGAUUUGAUUGGGUUAGAUGGGUUGGGUUCACCUUUUUUAGGUGAUUUUGAAUCUGGAGUGACGAGUUACCGGGCGAGUGAAUUGCUUGGCUCGGAUCCUAAUUACGAACGCUUCUUAACGUAGUGCUAAGGGAUUGCCAAUUGGCAUUUUAUUUUUACUUCGUGAACAAUAGCUCCAGUCUACUGAUUUUUCCCAGUCCUUUCUUGCAAUGAUUGGCAUGACAAUAAUGUAUAAUGGGGAUCGACCAUAAUUUAGACUUGACAAACAGUCAAAUUAAUGGCUGGACAGGGUUCUACUUUGGGGUUUAAUGGUAUGUAAGUGGCCCUGAACCUAAAUGCAGGUUCCACGGUGCUUUGGCAGUAGUUUGAAUUCGAAAGUCUUUGUGCAUAAUUAUACUCUUUUUUCCUCACUAUCUUCAUGGGAGAAUUGCUUGGUCAAGCUGGUGCUGGCUUAGGUUAUUUGAGGGACAGCAUCAACAGGGGCAAACUAUCCUUUGGAUUCUCAUAGUGCUUCAGAAUUAACUAUUUUAUUUUAUUUUUCUAAUUAGGUUGUAUCUCCCCUACUUUAAGUUGGAAUUGAACUAACAAUCUUCGUUAGACUAUGCUCUGGGCUGGUAAAAUCAGGCUUAGGUUUGAGAAUCAACUUGCUAAUUGUAUAUAAUAUUGGGCUGUAAUGUAAACAAAUAGAACUAUUAGAUUUUUCACUCUUAGUACUUUGAGAAUUUUAGUUUUACUUAACUCUUAAUGCAUCAUAAUAUUUUAAAGUAAUGAAAGUUGUUUGUUUUUUAUAUUGAUCAUGUCUUUGGAAAAAAAUCUUACUUAUAUUUCAAAAAAUGAUCCUUUUAUUCAUUAGAGUAAAUACAGGUUAUAUCCUGUAAUAUUAUAUAUUAUAGGUUUAUAUUAUUAAAUAUAUAUUAUAGGUUAGAAACGAAAUGUCUUUAGAAAAAAUUUGUACUUAUAUUUUAAAAAAUUAUCCUUUUAUUCAUUAGAGUAAAUGCAGUUUAUGUCCUGUAAUAUUAUAAAUUAUAGGUUUAUGUUAUUAAAUAUAUAUUAUAGGUUAGAAAUGAAAUGCUUAGCUGCUCAGAUCUGGUCGCCAGACUGCAGUGACCGAAAAAUUCAUCGGUAAAUUUCAGUAACAAUAUUGUUAUCAAAAUACAAGCUUUGAACUUUCUUCCUCAGGUCCUGACCAUACACUAUUUAUGGUGCUAGAAUAAUUUAUAUGGUUAGAUUGCUUGGAGAUUAUCCUUUUGAUACUAAUAUGAUCUAUCAAAAUGGAGUGACAACUGUAAUGACGAGCAAACUAACUUUUUUUUAAUUAUAACUAUUUAAAAUAAAUUAAUUGCAGAUUUCAUUUAUUGUUAUCAAAUAAAAUUUAUAGUUCUUAUUAGUUAAGGCUAUUGGAGGUAAUUUAUUUUUAAAAAAAAACUUUUUAAAGAUUUUCAAUCUGAAAAUAUGUGUUAAGCAGAAAAUUACAGACAAUAAAAAAUUUUUAAUCUAAUUACACUUCUAAUUAGUAUUGCAAAUGGCCACGUGUAAUAAAAAUCUGCUUUUAUUCCUUAGCCCUAAAUUUUUAUUCUUAUAUCAUAUAUCCAUUGCUGUUAAAAAAAUGAAAUCUUGCAAUCUGAUUGCAUAUAUUUAAAAAUUUGUGCACUUCCCAGUGACCUAAUACUUAACCUUGAACUUUGCUAAGUGCUUUUUUGUUUUUUUAAAUUUGGGAACAACACACAUAUAUCAUUCUCCAUAUUAUGCUUUAUGUUUGAUAAAAUGAGAAAAAGUUUUUUGUGUCGUGUUUUGUACAAAAUCUAAUCAAUCAUAUGCUAGAGUUUCAAUGUGAGAUUCUCAGAGUCAAAGGGCAUUGUGAAGAUGCUAGGUAUUUAUGAUGUUAUUCUUCUACAAUUAUAAUGCAUUAUUUUUCUAUAUUGUUAUUAGAGCAUGUGUAGAGUGUUUUCAUGCCUAUUUAUCACAUGUAUAUGAAUUUGCUGUAAUAAAAAUUUUUGAAAACCUGGAACUGUGAAUUGUUCAUAAUUUUUGAUAUAUUGAAAAUUUAUUUUAGUUUUUGGUGUUAUUGGAAUCCCGAUUUAAUGAGCUUUCCAUCGACAUAUUAUAUUCUUAAAUCAGAGUUCAGGUUACAAAGUUAUGAUAUUUUUAAGUUUGGACAAAAUAAAAAAUGUUUGGAAAUUGUUUAUGCUCAAAUGUUAGGGAUGAACAUUCUUACUGUUUAUACCCACUCUCACUCCAAGAGAGUGCAAUUCACCUCUUUUGAAAUUUCAGUUUAUGUUGUUAUUAUAACCAUUGUGGUCGUCUUAACAAGCCAAGUAAAAUGAUAUGUUUGGUAUUACAAAGUCAAUGGAGUUGUACUGUACUUUUUAGCAUAAAGUGUAAGGCAAAUAGUGCACUCAUACACCCGCUUUCACUCCUUGGAGAGUGAGAGCUCGUGUGAGCCUUACAAAUGUUGAUUUUUAAAGUCAUUUUCAUUGGAAAUAUUAUAAUUGCAUCUUCUGUUAUUCCAUAUGGUUUGGAAUUUCUUUAAACAUGUAAAAAAAUUAUUUUCUAUUUAUAAUACAUACUGGAAUUUGAUACUCUUGAGAAUACAUGAAUUGUUAACAUGUUUGAAUGAAGAGGUCUAUAGUUCUGCAAUUCUGGUUGAAUGAUCUAUAUGGUGAUAUGUGAUUUGUCAUUAUAUUUUUGGGUAUGUAGAUGCAUAAAAUAAUGAUAAUUUUUUUCUAAAAUGUUGAAAAAAUUAUGGACAUAUUUUUGAAAUUUUGGAUUUUAUUGUAGUGCUAUAAAUGUCAUUUUGAUGACAUUGAAUUUUAUUUUUUAUAUUGUGUUGUGUAAUAUUCUGUAGUAUUUUUCUUGAUUAAGAAAUACAUUAUAUAUUUAGAAAAUUAUAGUUACGUCACUACCUGUUUAUGCAUAUAAGAAAUGUCUAGAAUUGUCAUAUCUAUUAGGAUAUACAUACAUACAUACAUACAUAUUUUUUCAAUGUCUUUUUCGUCUUUGUGAUGUGCAUAAUUGUAAUCAUAUUUAAAUUAUUGUGGCAAAAUUGUGUGUGUGGUGCUAAUGAAAAUAUCUCACGCAUAUUUUUUCUAGAUAAGAAUGGUUGUUAAGAAUAUUGUUGCAAACUUGACUAAGGUUGAGAAAUUGGAUGACGAAAAUUACGAUAUUUGGCAUUGUAAGAUCCAAUAUCUACUUAAUGCCUUAGGAGGAUGCUGUUGCUUAACAUUUUCGUGAUAAUUAAGCUUAUAAAUAAUAGGCUACCCACAAUAAGAGUGUGUGUUUUACCAUGUUAAGCAAUAUGCACAAUGAUUUGCUUACUGAGCUUGAAAAUUAUGAGAAAAUUCAUGAUGUGUGGGAAGCUAGUAAAAAGACGUUUGGUAUUACUUCACUUGCUAGACUAGUGGGCUCUUAGUAGAAAAAGUUAGAUCAUUCCAUGAGACAACACUUGUUUUAUCAGUCAUAAUAAUCAAUCUCAAGGCUAUGGGUCGUCACUUGAUUAAUGAGCAGUAAGUGCAAGCUGUAAUCCACUCUCUUUCACUUUCUUGAGAGCACAUGGAGCAAAAUAUGACUCACGUGAAAGUUUCAAAGAGGACAAUUCACGUCAUUUGAUGUUAGAGUUAGAGCGCCUAGAUACACCUAGGGUCAAAAUAUCUAUUUUUGUUGUUGAGAUUAUCUCAUGUCAAACAUAUGCUUCAAAGUGGAAGAGAGCUAAAAGUGUUUUUAAGAAACAAAAUUGGUUCAGAACUUGCAUACAGUGGAGUUGGUUACAAACGUAAGAGAGGUAAGGAAAGUGGUAAAAAGAAAGAUAAGACUAAGAUGAUACAUUAUAAUUGUCAAAAGAUAGGAUAUUUACUGACUUGAAGAAACAUGUACUUCCUAACUUAGUUUCUCGCAUUGAUUGUUUGUUUCUAAUCAAGUGUUUAGUUUCUCACAAUGAUUGUUUUUAGUCAAGUGUUAGUUGUUCAUUCUCCUCAAUUGUGGAUUGUAGAUUUAGGAACAACAUAUUAUAUUGGAAAGACCAAAGUAAGGUUUGUAAGUAUCACCGAGUUCUAAUUGGAAGUAGGUUAGUUUACAUGGGGAAUGAGACCAAUGCAAAGAUGUUUUGGUUUGACACUUACAAACUAGAUAUGCGUUGUAGACACACUUUGUAUCUCCACUAUGUGCUCAGCAAAACUUAUUAUUAGUUAUUAGUAUGAUGCAUUUAGGUUUUAAUUCUUAGUUUGAUGGGCUUGCUGUAAGAAUAUAUCUAGGCACUAUUUAUUAUGGAUCUGGUUUUGGUAUGGAUGGUUUUGUUAUAUUACAUGUUGACUAUUCUAGAUAUGGAUGGUUUUAUCAUAUUAGAUGUUAGUGAUUCUAUUUGUUUCAUUACCUCAGAUAGUGAUAUUGAUACUUUGAUAUGACAUGCUAGAUUAGAUUAUAAUUGGCAAGAGAGAAUGACUAGCUUGGCUGGAGAAGACUUUCUUGGUCAGCUUGUCAGAGUCAUGAUGACUAUUUGUGAACAUUCUUUUACAAGAAAGGCAACUAGAAAACCAUUUGAUAUAACCAUGAGGGCAUUUUAACCAUUGUAGUUAAUACAUUUUGAUAUUUGUGACCUAAUGAAUGUGAGGGUUAGACAUGGAGCUCCCUUUUUCAUCACAUAUAUAGGUGAUUGUAUGCAUUGUAGUUAUGUCUAUUUGAUAUCUAAGAAGUUAGAAGCAUUAAAUUGCUUUAGACAUUAUCUUAAUAAAGUUCAAAAUCAAUUAGGCAAAAAAAGUUAACGCUCUUAGAACUACUUGAGGAUGUGACUAUUCAUCAAAGCAAUUCAAAGUGCUUUGUGAAGAAAAAAAGAUUAUUAGACAGUUAACAGUUCUUUAUACUAUGUAACUAAAUGUUGUGGUAGAAAGAGAAUUAUACAUUGUUGGACAUGGUUAGAUGGAUAAUGGUGUAAGCUAAUAUUCCUAUUUCAUAUUGGGGAGAGAAAUUGUUGACUAUGACCUUUAUCCUUAAUCAUAUGCCAUCUAAGUAAGAACUUUCCACUCCUUAUGAAUUGUGGGCCAAUGAAAAGCCAAUUUGGGAAAUUUGCGACCAUGAAAUUCAACAACUUAUAUGUACAAUAUUUAUCAUUAGUUCGGAAAAUUAGACCUUAGACAAAAUAAAUAUAUCUUUAUAUUAUAUCAAUAGCACUAAAAGAGUUAUAUGUUUAUUAGUAAGCAUCUGAACGAGAGUAUGAUUAAGAUUAAGUCACGAGAUAUGGUCUUCAUAGAAAGGAAUUCCCUCAUAGAGGAGAGGUAAGUACAAACUUACAAAUUCAUAAGCAAGAGGAUCAACAAGAAGAUGCUUCAACUGCUAAGUUGAGAAUAAAGAAGAAAAAUAUUCAACCUCUUAAAUAUAAUGAGAGUGAAUUGCUAAAAAAUAGGAUACUCAAUUGCGUAAAAGUUAUUAUUGAAACAUUUCUCGUUGUCGAUAUGAGAUUGGGGGGAGGCUUUCAUGGUUUCUUUGUAUGAUGAAGUAAAACCUAAAAAUAUGCAAAACGUUAUAAUGUCUAAUGUUUGUAAUGGAUAGAUUGCUACAAUGGAUGAUGAAAUAGUGUCUAUGAGAGUAAAUUACGUUUGGGACUUAGUUGAGCUUUUACCAAGACACAAGACUAUUUGGAUCAAAUGGUUUUUUAAAAUCAAUUGUAAAAUGGGUGGUUCCAUUGACCAAUAUAAGUCUUAUCUUGUGGCAAAGGGCUAUACCUAUCAAAAGAGUGUAGACUAUGAGGAAACAUUUUCUAUGCUAUUAGGUUUGUUUUAAUUCGUCUUUUUCUCACUUAGACGUGGAACAAUACAAGAUGGUAUUAAAACUAUAAGGCCGCUAACUCAUUUAAAGGUAAAAAACAUCAUUUAAAGAGCCACAAACUUAGGAACUUGAAAAGCGAAUGAAAUCAAUAGUUGGCCGACAACCGACAUGAAAUGAUGAUGUAAUUGAAAUUGAUAAUAACCUUGAUGAUGGGAAAGAACAUGCUUUUGGUAUUUUGGAUGAUUGUCUCACACUGGUAGAGAGGUGUUAUCUGUAACACUGGGAGAAAAUUGAUUGCUAGAGGUUGGCUAAUUGGCCACCAAAUCGCACCAUGAUUAGAUUCAAGAUUUCAAUCGUUAUCUCACUAAUUUAAUUGAGCAUUAUGACAUUCCUAAAGUUAGCAUUGACCAAUUUCUUCUUUUACCUGAUAUACAUCUCUGUUGUGGUGUUUAUUUUUGCCGUUUGUAUUCAUGGUGAAUUAGAUUUUGUUGCUAAAUUAGAAAAAGUGAAGCUGAAUGCAACAAUGAACCGAAACUUCACACCCGCUUGAAAGCAUGAUUUUGGCAUCGAAGUAGAAGUUAAAAUCUUGUGACUCAAAAAUCGAGUUUUCUGAAGAGAAGACGUAGAGCCGAGAUAUCGGUGUUUAUAUGUUUUGAAUCUGAGAACCUGUUUUUAUUAUACAUUUAAAACCCAAUUGGAAAUUUCUAUAUGAUCAAAUUGAAGAGAUGAAAAACACAUAUGAAUUUAUAUAUUCAUUAAGAGGAUGUAUAUGGGAGAGAGGAAUUGCCAUGGAAAGGAUAUAGAAAGUUGAAGUUAAAGAGACAGCAACAGUAACAUGGGUGACAAAGAUUGUCAUUAAAAGGUAAAAUAAUAAAACCCUAGAAUGAGAGGGGAGAAAGUAAGUUUUUAAAACUAAGUUAGGUAGAAAAUUUUUAAUUUUCAAAACUAAGAUGAGAAAAUGGGGAUAAAGUUUUAUUUUUCUUAAUAUUACUGGUUAAAUAAUGUUUUUACCCUUAUAACUAAUAACAAAUUUUAACAGAGUUGAAUAAUGGGUAGAAAUUUAAAAUUUCAAAAGUUAGCGAAUAUCACUUUAGCAAUGAACUAAACCUUAAGUGGCAAUAAGUUUUUUGACUAAACUAUAAUUAUCAAUAGAAAACCGGAUGAAGAAAUUUAUGAGACAACUAUAAGGUUUUAUUAUAAAGGUCAAGAGCGCAAAGUUUGCAAGAUCGAACAAUCUAUUUAUAGCCUAAAGCAAUCAUCCAGAUCAAUAACAUCUAAAAUUUCAUUGAGCAAUUAUCUCCUAUAAGUUUAUGAUGAUUGAUGAAGACUAUUGUGUGUUAUCAAAUGAUCUAAUGAAGUUUCACAUAUUGUCAUUUUGUAGUGACGAUAUAUUGUCAACUAGAAAUGAUAAGGAAAUGUUGUCACCACAAAAGAGUGAUUGUCCUCAGUUUUUGAGAUGAAGGACAUGAGUGAGCAAAUUAUGUACUUGGAGUUAAAAUUAUGACAAAUUAUUCUAGAAAGCUCCUUGAUUUGUCACAAGAGACUUACAUUAAGAAGAUUCUUGAAGGAUUCCAAAUGUACAAUUUUAAGCUCAUAGACACUUAUUGCUAAAGGAAAGUGCUCAAGCAUUGAGACAUGUCCUAAGACUCUAAAGCAAAAAGAACAGAUUACCAAUAUUUCAUAUUCUAAACCAAGCUUAUCUUAUUGGAAAACUAUUAAAAGAAUAUUGUGUUAUCUUAGGGGUAUUGGAAAUUAUAUGCUUUGUUAUCAUUGUUGAGACACGCACAUAAUUGGCUAUAGUGAUGCUAAUUGGAGUGGUGACUUAGAUUAGCGUGAGUCCAAAUUAGAAUAUGCUUUCUUGCUUAAUGAUGUGCAAUCUCAUGAAGUAGUUAAAAACAAUCAUGUUUUGUCUUAUCUAUGAUGAAGGCAGAGUUCAUGGCUUACUCGACUUCAAUGUAAGAGGAUUUUUGGUCGAUAAGGUUCUUUAAACACCUUAGAGUUGUUACAUAUGCUUCAUAUUUGAUGACAAUCCAUUGUGAUAGAAUUACUGUAUUAGCUUACGUGAAAGAUCCUAAGUACCAUGGUAAAACCAAACACAUUUAUACUAGAUACCACUUUAUUAGAGAUAUAAUACAAUAGAAAGAAGUGAUCAUAAAAUGUAUGCUUAUAGGUCAUAUGGUUGCAAUCCUUAUGGCCAAAGUUAUUGCCAAAGUUACAAGGAUAUGCUUAUGUGACUUUUGUCAGUGCAUUAGGACUUUGUAUGUGGUAAUUGAUGUGUUAUUAACUUUGAUAAUCACUUAUGCUAUUGUGUAAUACUUUGAGAUAUUUUCACUAUUUAUGAAAUUUUUUAUAUGAGUUAUUGCAUUACGGGAUGAUUUAUGAGAUAACAUUUUGCACUACUUUCAAGUUUUGUCAACAUGUUUGAUUGUUCAUUCUCACGAGGAAUCACUUCUGGCACGUUGAAGGAAAUGAUAAAAAUGGAGAAACAAUGAGCUUAAGCUUGCUUAUUAUUAUUAUUUGGAAAUUAUGUGUCUUGGUUGUUGCCGAGAUGAGGUUUAAAAUUGAGUGACCAAAAAUGGAUUACCCAUUAUUCAUUAUAUCUAUAUAAGAAGGCCAAUGUGAGAUCAUUUAAUUGAAGUCUUAAAAAGACAAGCAAAUGUAAAAGUCAAGUUAGAUGCUUGUGUAAGAGUUAAACUAUGAUUAGUAUAGUGUCGAAGUAUGACAUAAUUUAUAUUCGAAAAAUUUACUCCACUAUAGCAUGUAUUUCAUAUUAUAUGUGCUUAGCGACAAUUAAUAGAGGUGAAAAAUUAAAUUUAUGUUUCUUUACUAUGUGAGUCCAUUGAGUUCAAUAUUUGACCAAAUGGUGUCUUUUUGUAACUUUUGACUAUCAUAAAGUGAUGAACUAAUGCUUAACUAUUUUGACAUGUUAUCUACAAUCAUGAAUGAAUUAAACUUACGAAACAUUAUUGGAAAGUGAUUAAUUUCGAAAGGAGUGGCAUGAGGGCGAAGGGAAACUUAUCUAAUACAUCUCGACUCUAUAUUCACCAUUGACGACCUAAGUUGCAGUAAACAAUAUGCAAUGUCAGUGUGGAUUUAUUGCUAAACUUCGGAGUUAAGUCACUCUUGAAAGGAUUAUAGGAUACUUGAACUAAUGUAAUUAGAUAGAUCUAGGGUAUUUCUAGACAUUGUAUUUUAUUUUUGAGGGUUGAUGUCUCUAUUUAUUUAUAUUUGUUUAGGUUUUAGUAUAGAGUUUCUGCAUGCAAGUGUUCUUGACAAUCGCAUGGCCUAUCAUUUACAUGAACAUGUUUGAAAAAGGAGUUUUGAUAGCAUUGUAAACUAUGUGUGAGUGAGAGAUGUUUGAUUUAGGCCCUAGCCUAAUGCUUGCACUGAUGAGUGCACGUAUUAAAACACAAGGGUGGCAGUUACUUGGUAACUGCAUAAUGGUUGGUAGCAGUGUACAACUGUAAAUUAACCAUUGCUCAAUAGAACUCUAAUACACUAUCUUCGCUUCUCAAGCAGUGUUGGAGCCACACCCUAUCCCCAUGUACAAACAUUUAUUUUAGUUCUUUUUUGGCAAAAAAUAACCAUAGCUCUAUAAACGGUGUUCUGGUUUUAGGCGUCAUCUAAAGCGUCAAUCAACUUGUCGUCAUUAGACAUGUUUCAGUUGUCACUCAACUAGCUGUCACGGGUAAGUUGAUUGCCUGCCUUUGUCCCUUUCCUAGUUAUAUAUGUACACUGAGUUUCUAGCUUCUAGUAUGUUUCUUUUUUGUGUUACUAGCAAUGUCACUUACAGUCCAUUUUCUUCAGUCUGCCAAUAUUCUAAUGCUCCACUCUCCGUGCUCUAGCGGGUACAGGCCCACUCUCACAAGGGCAGAGUUGAUUUAGUGGAAGGGAUUUCUUGAGUGUCUUUAGGUUCAAAACAUAGUUGUCAGGCCAGUGGGUUGGACUUUAGGUUUUGAUUUGCAAAUGGGAACCCAAUGGAUAUGCUUAGAGGUCCCUGAAAUAAGCCUUUGUGUCAUAAUCAUACCCGUUAUUUGUGGGAGUUUUAGGUCUGCUCUUCAUCCAGGAAAUGGACAUUUUAUGAUUUGUGCUGAGUGUUCUACUCAAGUGAAAACAUCAAAAUUUGAUGCUAUCGCUUAUGUUCAUGUGCACACUGUCAUGUUGUGUUUAUGAUGUACAUGUUAUGUUUAUGAUGGUAUUACAUUAAAUUAAGCAUGUUAUGUUAACUAUUAUUUUUAUAUAAAGAAGAUAUUGUUAA